This is a messenger RNA of Nematocida homosporus, 891 nucleotides long. RefSeq lists its product as uncharacterized. The coding region runs from base 1 to 891 and encodes 296 amino acids. Lineage: Eukaryota; Fungi; Microsporidia. The record is from RefSeq and is a predicted model, not a curated record. The transcript has a single exon.
AUGGAAGAGAGUCAAGAUGAAGAGCAUAGACAGGCCAAAUCUGUCCCGCACUCCUCAAAAUCUCGUUUGAUUGCCAAGUCAAUUUCAAAGCCUCCUGGCCUAAUAGAUGCAGCUGUAGACUCCUCGAGAGUCUCAAGUGAGUGGAAUGUGCGUGCGGCAGAUACGGAAGAAAGUGCGGAUAUUGAGGAGAGCGGAGAGGGGGUGGACAAAGAAGAAGAGAGUUUAGGAGGCAGUACGAGUGUAGAUGAAAGACUAGAAAAAGUGCAAGAGGCUUAUCGGCACACGAAAGACUUUAUGCUCUAUGAUAUGCAAGUAAUGCAUAUCUUAUGGAUUAGCGUUUACUUAGGACUUUGGGAGCGGCGUUGUUUGUUUGUUGAGCCAGUUAGUCUUUUUCAAGACCAAAGCUAUGAGUUUCAAUUAUUAUGGCGUGGAGUUCUUUGGCUGGGGCUAUUAACUAUUAGUGGCUGUGCGCUUGGUUUUACGAUCGGUCAUUUGUUAGUGGAAUUGGGAGGAAUUUCGACACUGCGGCAAGUAGGUCGGCUGGGAGUUCGAUUGAGUCUCUUUUUUGGGCUGCUUUAUGGGUGGAUAAAGGCAUGGCAGUGUCUGGCAGUCUAUGGGAGUUGGAUGAUGGCUAAGGUAGUGAUAGUGGUGGUUCAUGGCUUGUGUUUAAUCUUUGCAAGUGGAAUUCUGUUUGGGGCCGGGGCUCGCUUUGCCCUAUGGAUAGACCGGAAACGGGUUAGACGAGGGAUUUUGACGCCGGAGUAUACAUUGAAGCCAAAGAGCAAUGGAAAGUUUCUAAGUGGGUGCUUUUUAUUUGGUGCAUUAUUAGUGCUACUAGCGGCUACUAUUGCUCUGUUAGGGAUUGAUGCUAUCUUCUAUGAAUGGUAUUAA